AUGAGGACAGAAGGAGGAUGUGCCUACGGCUGGGCACUUCCCGAGGAGGAAGCAGUGCCGCCGGAUUUCCCCAGGUGUGGCCCCUGGUAUAAAGAGCUGGGUGGCCAGGGCCCUAGCCAGGUAUACCAUUGGGACUGCCCCAAGUUCAGCCUGCUGCUGCUACAUCAUGCUCACCACCUGUGUCACCAGCUCCUCCCCAGCCUCUUGCUUCUGAUCUGGCUGCCCACUGGCCUGGCUCACCACGACCCCCCACUCUGGGGAGAGGCCCACACUCGCGGGACCCCACGUUGCUACUCAGCUGAGGAGCUACCCCUCGGCCAGGCCCCCCCACACCUGCUGACUCGGAGUGCCAAGUGGGAGCAUGCCUUGCCUGUGGCCCUGGUAUCCAGCCUGGAGGCAGCAGGCCAUAGGAGGCGACAUGAGGGACACUCAACUGAGACUCAGUGUCCUGUGCUACGGCCAGAGGAGGUGUUGGAGGCAGACACCCACCAGCGCUCCAUCUCACCCUGGAGAUACCGCAUGGACACAGAUGAGGACCGUUACCCGCGGCAGCUGGCCAUGGCGGAGUGCCUGUGCAAGGGCUGUAUUGAUGCCAGGACCGGCCGGGAGACGGCCGCGCUCAACUCAGUGAGGCUGAGCCAGAGCCUGCUGGUGUUGCGCCGCCGGCCCUGCUCCAGUGACGGCUCAGGGAAGCCCACACCCGGGGCCUUCUCUUUCCACACAGAGUUCAUCAGAGUGCCUGUCGGCUGCACCUGCGUGCUGCCCCGCUCAGCACGGUGA
Molecule: messenger RNA, 780 nt
Organism: Otolemur garnettii (small-eared galago)
Lineage: Eukaryota; Metazoa; Chordata; Mammalia; Primates; Galagidae
Gene: IL17C
Product: interleukin 17C
Exons: 3
Coding region: 1-780 (259 amino acids)
Biological process (GO): inflammatory response
Cellular component (GO): extracellular region
Molecular function (GO): cytokine activity
Source: RefSeq, a predicted model, not a curated record